AUGGAGGAAGAAGACGAUGACUUUUACGACCCUGUCGAUACUGUUCCACCAGCGCAACCCCAGAACCAUGCCCACAAUGCAGCUCCACAGGAUAGCAAUGAUAUGGAAGAGGUAGAGGUCGAGGAAGAAGACGACGAUGAUUUCAACAUUAUCACAGAAGCGCCGGCGGAUGCGGCCCAAACGGAGGCCUCUCAUCCGCGCCACGCGAGCCUUCGACAAGAGCCACCACGACCCGUAUCAGCAGAUAAUUUGGGAGUCUCAAAUUCGGUAACACCAUCCGCGACACCUCGACUCGAUGCCCCGACGCCAGUACCUGCAGUCGCAACCACAACCGCAACCAGCGCGAAACCCACCACACCCCAGAAGCCAGGGUCAGCGUAUCCUGCCAUUCACAGCUCCACAAUCGACGUCAAUGUCAACCCCGUGCACCCGGCGACAGGGAAACCGAUCAUGGCGAGCGACAUGGAUGCCGACUUCCCAUCUGACGACAAGCCCUGGCGGCGACCCGGGGCCGAUGUCUCGGACUACUUCAACUACGGGUUCGACGAGUUCACCUGGGCUGGUUAUUGUCUCAAGCAGCAGGAAGUCCGGAAAGAGGUCGGGGACCAGAAGAAACAGCUGGACGACAUGCAAGCUUUCCUGGGCAUGGGCAUGCCCCCGAUGCCCGGUGCCCCAGCUGGCCCAGGCGCGCCGGGGAGUGGCCCGCCUUCGAUGCCCGGCGUUCCAGGUAUGCCGGAAUUGUCGCCUGACAUGAUGCAAGGCAUGAUGGCGACGAUGAUGGCCCAGGGCUUGGAUCCGUCCUCCAUGGAUCCCAUGACGUUCAUGCAGCACGCCCAGGCCAUGAUGGGUGGCCAGUCGGGUGGCCAGCAAGGCCAGCCGGGCUUUGGAGGUCCGCCACAAGGCCAAGGGUUUGGCCAAGGUGGUCAAGGUCAUAUGGGGUAUGGAGGAUAUGACCAGCGUGGCAACUAUGGUGGUCGAGGACGCGGGCGACGAUGGUAG
Penicillium alfredii is the source of this 999-nucleotide messenger RNA. It is a transcript of the gene fip1, whose product is annotated as cleavage polyadenylation factor subunit FIP1. Bases 1 to 999 code for a protein of 332 amino acids. The transcript has 3 exons. Gene Ontology annotation, cellular component: mRNA cleavage and polyadenylation specificity factor complex. Lineage: Eukaryota; Fungi; Ascomycota; Eurotiomycetes; Eurotiales; Aspergillaceae. Gene Ontology annotation, molecular function: RNA binding. The record is from RefSeq and is a predicted model, not a curated record.